Messenger RNA from Chlamydomonas reinhardtii, 1166 nucleotides. RefSeq lists its product as uncharacterized. The record is from RefSeq and is a predicted model, not a curated record. NCBI's taxonomy places the organism in Eukaryota, Viridiplantae, Chlorophyta, Chlorophyceae, Chlamydomonadales, Chlamydomonadaceae. The transcript has a single exon. The coding region runs from base 314 to 937 and encodes 207 amino acids.
CUACUGAUAAUAUUAAACAAUGUCACUUAGACGCCAUGCGCUGGCGCUAUGUUGUGGCGCGAUUGGUUUGGCACUAGGCCUCCUUAUCGCGCCAUCGAAAUUGCAAGUACCGGCUGCCACAGAAAAUGUUGCUGCAUCACAAGAAUUGUUCUGCAAGGAGCUGUACCCGCUGGUCACACCCAACAUGAAUAGAACUCUCUUUCCGAAAACCGACCAGCCGAUCUACGUGUAUAACAACGGUGAUGGUGUUAGCUCCUGGAUCCUGCAAGGACAAGAGCACGAGCCUCACGAGCUCAGCGAGAUUCUUGGCGCCAUGAGUCGCUCCAAGUCCCGGAGCCCCCUCUACGUGGACGUGGGCGCCAACGUCGGCUCUCUGUGCCUCCGGGUUGCAGCUAACGGGUAUCGUGUAGUGGCGUUUGAGGGCAUGGCGGCAAACCUGCUUCUGCUGCGGAACUCCAUCUGUGCGGCACCUGGUGUCGCUGACCGGCUCCACCUGUACCCCUUUGGUCUUUCGGACGCGGAGUCAACGUGCCCCAUCUACUCUCAGCCGACGAACGUGGGAGAUGGAAUUGUGGCCUGCACCAAGGCGGAGCAAACCAAGCUCCUGUCUGAGGGCUGCCAGCAGCGUGGAGAGCUGCGGCUUAAGCGGCUGGAUGCAGUCAUAAACGAGCCAAUUGAGGUGUUAAAGGUGGAUGUGGAGGGUUUUGAGGCGUUUGUGCUGAGUGGGGCGAAGGGUCUGUUGAGGCGGCGGGCCGUACGGCACCUCAUGGUGGAGUUCUGGGAACGGACUUCUCCCAAGGUGGUUGCUGAGUUAAAGGAGCUCGGCUUCGAGCUCAGCUUGCAGGGCUUCUCAGGGCCGUGGGCUACACUCGCUGAGAUUCAGAAGAAGAUAGCGGCGGACAAGAUUGUGAACGUCUACUGCAGGCUGGACAAGUAGCUUUUGUGCUUGGUGGUUCUGAUGCGUGCUGCUGCGUUGGCCCCAGGUCGGGCAAAUGAUGACCUUUUAUGCGGGACAGGCGCCUUGGGGGUGGGGCAAGACACGGGGGCAAGAGGUUCCCGCACUCUGAUGACAAGGGGCAGGGUGACGAAGACCCGAGUGCGAGCAAGGGUUGCAUGCGCCGUGUGUGCAGCUAAGCCAAAACAUUUCCCCGGCCCCAGACUACUUU